Chenopodium quinoa (quinoa) is the source of this 1200-nucleotide messenger RNA. Its product is annotated as protein FAR1-RELATED SEQUENCE 9-like. Lineage: Eukaryota; Viridiplantae; Streptophyta; Magnoliopsida; Caryophyllales; Amaranthaceae. Gene Ontology annotation, biological process: regulation of DNA-templated transcription. The transcript has 7 exons. The coding region runs from base 1 to 1200 and encodes 399 amino acids. Gene Ontology annotation, molecular function: zinc ion binding. The record is from RefSeq and is a predicted model, not a curated record.
AUGACGAGCAGAGUUGGUACUAGUUUUUAUAGUCAGAUAACCUUUCCCAUUUGGUACAAUAAUCAUUAUACUCAGAUGGUUUUCAAUUUUAUUCCUGGUAUUACUCAACGUAUAGAUUGGAUAAACAAUAGGACCGACAUUGAUCGAAGUCAUUUGGAUGGAAUAGAUAAAUAUUUGGCUGAUGCUAUUGGUAGAAGAGAUUAUCAAUUAUUUGGGGACUCAUUAUCUUUUGAUUCUACCUAUGAUACAAAUAAAUAUUCAUUGGUUUUCUGUCCUUUUACUGGUGUUAAUAAUCACAAGAGAUGUGUUACAUUUUGUGCUGCUCUAUUAUCUAAAGAAGACAGAAUCUUUUAUGUGGUUGUUUCAAACUUUUUUGAAGUGCAUGGGAAGAGAACCCUCUUUGUAAGUGCAGUAGUUUGGGAUAGAGAAAUUGAUCUUCAUGUAUUUGUUGAUGGAUGGAAUAGUGUAAUGGAGGAGUUUGACCUUAUCGAUCAUGAGUGGUUUGCAUACAUGUUCAAAAUUAAACAUCUUUGGAUUCGUACAUAUUUUAGGGACUUAUAUAUGGGUGGUUUACUGCAUUCUACUUCUAGGCCUGAAGCUCUUGAUGCUCAAAGGCAUGAACAGGAUGAUUUGAUCAGGCUUAACAAACUUGAGCCUCAAUUGGUUACUCAUUUACACUUGGAAAAGCACGCUACAGUUGUUCAUAAUCAUGCCAUAUUUUAUGAUUUUCAAGAAGAAUGUGAGGGAGCCUGUUUUUCAUGUGGUGUUGAAAGUUGUAGUUCUCUAUAUGGAGAUGGUGUGGAGUUUUCUGUUAUUAUUGUUCAUGAAAAAAGUAAAAAUUUUGAUGUAACUUUUGACUUGGCCACAUAUGAGUCAAGUUGUACUUGUAGAAUGUUUGAGAGUCAAGGCAUUUUAUGUAGACACAUUCUGUUUGUUAUGAAAGACAAGUGUAUACGUGAAAUUCCCGAUUCUUAUAUCUUGAAUCGUUGGAGAAAAGAUGUUCUAAAGAAAGCUUAUGUCACAAAUGCUGCUCUGGAUGACGCUUCUAAGUAUUAUAAGAAGAAGCAAUUGAUGAUAUCAAAGAAUAAUCCUGAAAAUGCACCUAGUUCAAAAGAGGUGAAAGAUGCUGAUAUUCAGGUUUUGGUUGGGUCAAAUGAAGUAGAUGUAAAUAUCUUGCGUCAAAAUCAGUGUCUUAAAUAA